Auxenochlorella protothecoides is the source of this 2376-nucleotide messenger RNA. RefSeq lists its product as hypothetical. NCBI's taxonomy places the organism in Eukaryota, Viridiplantae, Chlorophyta, Trebouxiophyceae, Chlorellales, Chlorellaceae. Bases 1 to 2376 code for a protein of 791 amino acids. The transcript is spliced from 13 exons. Gene Ontology annotation, molecular function: lipid binding. The record is from RefSeq and is a predicted model, not a curated record.
AUGAGUACUGUGGGAACUCCCCACAAGAGGGGGCAUGCCCGCUCUCGGUCCAGUGUGGCGGGCGAGGAGACUCCCAUUCUCCAGGGCUGGCUUGCGAGGGAGUCGGGGGUGGUCAGCGCGCUGCUGAACAAGCGGUUUGGAGCCCUGUACCCAACGGCGCUGGUGACCUACAGGAAGGAGACUGACGAGGCAAGCAGCGGGGGUAUGACCCCGUCCAAGGUCUGGUCCCUGAGCCGGGACGUCUCGCUCACCCCAGUGGACCGCCACACCUUCAAGCUGCGCCAUGCCAAGACCAGCACGUUGUGGGCGGUUACCGCCAAGGCCUACGAUGCUAAGGACAUGUGGGGCUUCUCAGUCAAGUGGCCCAACUCCGGCAUCAUCGGGCAGGACCACCUGGUGCUGGCGUUUGAGGAGGAAAGAGAGGCGGAGCUGUGGCAUCGGGCACUCAGUGACGUAAUUGCCCGCCUCCCCGCCCGCACCGUCUCCGGCGUCGGGGACCUGCACUCCCGCCAGGCCUCUCUGACCUCCGAGGCUGAUGCAGGGGAAGGCUCCCCGCCCCCCAGCCCCAUGAAGAGCGGGCUGGGAGCUGAGCUGGGCGCUGAGCGUGGCGCGGUGGCGACGGGCGCUGAGGGUUCCGCCGCCGCCGCCGCCCUCCCCGCCACGGCGGUGCCGAUGCGUCACGUGCGUGCGGCGUCGGAGGACUCCACGGCGCGCCCGCGCCCGCGCUCCUGGGCCUCGGUCAUGCACAUCAACGGCGUGGCGCUGUUUGUGGAGGACUCGGACGCCGACGGGUCGGGGGGCGCCAUCAUGGUGUCUGCCGUGGUGAAGGCGCCCCCGCACGAUGUCUUCAGACACCUGGUGCACAACCGAAAGACGGAGGGCAAGGACAUCUUCUCGGGUGUCAGGGUUCUGGAGGUCAUCGACGCCACCACCCAGGUCGUGGCCCAGACCUGGAAUGCGUCAGGCAUCGCGAGCAGCUUCCUGGCUCCCAGGGAGAUUGUCCUGCUGCGAACCUUCCGUCGCGACGAGGACGGAACCUACAUCGUCCUGUACCAGUCCACGCGGCACCGCUCCGUGCCCGAGUCGCGGAGCUGGGGCUGGAACGCCCCCGUGCGCGUGGGCGUGCAGGCCGCGGGGUUCACCGUGGCGCCGCUGCUGCCCAAGUACCACACUGAGGGCGAGUCGCGCGAAUGCCUGCUGACCAUGGUGCUCAAGGCCGACUUUGGCGGCGUGGUCAGCGAGCGCUCCCGCCUCGCGCGCUUGUUUGGUCCGCUGGCCGGCGUCGGCCUGCGCGGCCUGCUGGAGCCCGUGGUCAGCUCCGUCAUCGUCCUGCGGGACAAGAAGCGCAGCGCCUCCACGCUGGCCUACCGCCGCGAGCCGCUCCUCCUCGCCCAGCGCGCCGUGGCGGCGGAGCAGCUGUCAAGGCUGUCCAUGCUGCCGCCUGGGGCUGUGCCGGGAGCGCUGGGAUCAGGCCCCUCGGUCUCCGGCCCAAGCAGCACGGGCGCGGCGGCCCCUGCUGCAGACGCUGCGCCGGCGGCCGAGGCGGGCGACGCUGCCGCCGCAGAGAGGGUGGAGGAGGACGCCUGGGCCAUCGGCGGGACCUGCCCCCGCCAGUUCUGGUCCUGCCCCGGCGAUGCAGGGUUCAAGGUGCGUGGCCCGAGUUACCUGGCCGACAAGCGCAAGGUCCCUGCCGGCCCGCCCGUCUUCGAGCUGGUGGCGGUGGACCUGCUGGAGCUGGAGGAGCCCAUGCUGCAUGUCGCGCGGCACCUGCCCUCGGUGCGCAACGCGCCCGCGCCGUUCCUCUUCUGCGUCCAGAUGAUGGUGCCCUGCAAGCCCCCUGUGGCCCUGGUGGCCAGCUGGGCGGCGCCGGUGGCCGUGCUGGACGUGGCAGAGGCCGACCUCGUCGCGGCCUACGAGGCGCACAGCGGCAAGCUGACGCCAGGGGACGCGGCCUUCCUCAAGGCCCUCGCCGCCUUCAUCAACGGCGAGGGCCCUGAGGCCGAUCGGGCACGCAACAAGCAGUUCAAGCUCAUCCCCCACAUCUCCAAGGGCGCCUGGAUCAUGCAGAAGUCUGUGGGCACGACGCCCGUGAUCCUGGGACAGAAGCUGACUACCAAGUACUUCAAGGGAAGCAAUUACUUUGAGGUGGAUGUAGACAUCGGCGCGAGCUCCGUCGCGGCGUCCAUCACAAACAUGGUGGUUGGGGCGACAAAGUCCUUGACCCUGGACAUGGGCGUCUUGCUAGAGGGACAGACCCCGGCCACACUGCCGGAGCAGCUCCUGGGGACCAUCAGACUCGCGGCACUGGACAUGAAGACCGCCGCCUACUUUGAUGAGGGGGCGGGGCGCAUCAUCCAGCCCGAACAGCUCAAGUAG